This is a messenger RNA of Nematocida homosporus, 342 nucleotides long. RefSeq lists its product as uncharacterized. The record is from RefSeq and is a predicted model, not a curated record. Lineage: Eukaryota; Fungi; Microsporidia. Gene Ontology annotation, molecular function: protein binding. The coding region runs from base 1 to 342 and encodes 113 amino acids. The transcript has a single exon.
AUGAGCUACCAAAAAAGUCAACAGAAUAGGUGGCAAGAUAGGCUGUUCCUUCGGUUUAGUCGCCAGAUUAAGUAUCAGCAACACAAACAAAUGCAGGCUGAAGUUGAAAAUUUGGGCUUAGAUUUGACGUCAUUAGUUGGUCCACGCCAAAAUUCAUUAUUACAUGUAGCUGCACGGUACAAUAAUGUCGAAGCAGCCACUUAUUUACUUAGUAAAGGAUGUUCUAUCCACCAACAAAAUCAAGCCAAUGAAUGUCCCUUUUAUUUAGCAGUCCGAUAUCGAUCUAAAGAUGUAAUUAGACGACUAGAGGGCAUAAAGACCUUUAAAAUUUUAGACCCAUGA